CGGGAACUUUGCCACGUCAUAGUGUGACGGACGCAGACACCCUCCGUGGUGGUGUGGCUGAGGCCAUUCAAAAAUGAAUCAUUUCGAAAGCGUAUUACAUUGCUUGACCAACCGGUCAACUUGUAGAAGAGUUUAACUACGAAGCUACGUUAAUUUAGCACGGAAAUUCCCCUCUGUCGUCUGUUCUUUCUUGCUGUGUUUACGGUUUCCCAGGCCAAGGUUGUGGAAUGCUGCUGGACGAGACUCCCCUGUUCGAUCCUUCUCUGCUUCAGGAGUUGGACUGGAGCGACAACAGUGUCUCCUUCUCACCCCGCAUCUCCCCCUCCAGCCCAGGCGACGGUCUGGUGCUCAGGCCCCUCUGCACCGCCGACUUCAACAGGGGGUUCUUUAUGGUUCUCUCUGAAUUAACCGAGACAGGUGAUGUGACUGAAGACCAGUUUCUAAAAAAGUUUGAGCACAUGAAAAAAACAGGGGACUACUAUGUAGUGGUGGUGGAGGACACCAAUCUUGGACAAAUUGUGGCCACGGCCACUUUAAUCACAGAGCACAAAUUCGUCCAUUCUUGUGCAAAGAGAGGCCGAGUUGAGGAGGUGGUUGUUAGUGACGUGUGCAGAGGCAAACAGCUGGGAAAACUGUUAAUGUCUACGCUUACUCUUCUCAGUAAAAAACUCAACUGCUAUAAAAUCACACUGGAAUGUGGACCCAAAAAUGUGGCUUUCUACCAAAAGUUUGGUUACUCCGCUUCCGACGAGUCUUACAUGCAGUGUCGGUUUUCCCACUGAAGAACUUUGGGCCUGGAAUGCUGCUUUUCACGUCACCCUCUGACAUCUGCCAAGUAGAACAUUGUGGUUUGGACUGGUCAUUCAGAAGCUUACAGAGUCAUUCUGAGUGUCAUCCUGACAUCAGAGCAGG
Hippocampus comes (tiger tail seahorse) is the source of this 912-nucleotide messenger RNA. It is a transcript of the gene gnpnat1, whose product is annotated as glucosamine-phosphate N-acetyltransferase 1. The coding region runs from base 228 to 782 and encodes 184 amino acids. The record is from RefSeq and is a predicted model, not a curated record. The transcript is spliced from 6 exons. Gene Ontology annotation, molecular function: glucosamine 6-phosphate N-acetyltransferase activity. Lineage: Eukaryota; Metazoa; Chordata; Actinopteri; Syngnathiformes; Syngnathidae.